This is a messenger RNA of Ectocarpus sp. CCAP 1310/34, 198 nucleotides long. Lineage: Eukaryota; Phaeophyceae; Ectocarpales; Ectocarpaceae. The record is from the annotation of a GenBank genome assembly.
AUGCAACUUGCUUACGUACGAAGCGGUUUGUUCGACGCGCUCACCUGCCUAACCUUUCCCUCUAGGCCGGAGCCAAAUAUCUUGCUGUUCCGGCGGCCUAUGGGCACCGACCCCGUCACUGGGGCAGUAGACCCGGCGCGGCUGCGCAUGGCUGAAGCAGCUUUCAGGCAACAGCUUAUGAAUCAGAACCGAUCCUGA